AUCGACGCAGACACCCAUCAUUUCGCGUGUGACAGGUGGCUGUGACUGCCAUGGCACGCUAUUGUAAGAUGGCUACUCAGCCGAGUUGCUAAGCGAAAGUGUACUCUUGUGCGACGAUCUUGAAAUAGCCGAUUUCGAAACAUUGUUGAGUCAACCCGCCGCGAAAAUCUAUUGUUUCAAUCGAAAGGCGUGGGAAAUAGCCCGAUAGUAACGUUUCGACACUGUUACCAACAGUCUGAUCUAACCUUAUUGUUUGGUCGGUUCUGUUUUCAAAAUAACAACAACGGAGAAGUUUGUGUUUCAGAGCUGUUGAGUGAGACUGGUGGGAUCUAGACUUGAUUUCAUUCAACAGACUGUAUUUCAAUACGUAGUGAUGUGUGCAAUGAGAAAACUACCUGUUAAAGUACAGUGAACUCUGUUGUUUAUGUGGUUUAUCUGGAAGUACACUGAAGUUGUAUAUGAUAAAAGUACUUGUACGAGUACUUGUGAAAAUGCACAUGGAUACAAUACUACAUAGACUUUGAAGAAACCUUUAAUUAAAAUUUAGCAAAAUUCCAAACUCUAGAUGGACAUAAGGAAUGUGAUAGUGAUUGUGAUCUAACAGUACGAAAGACUUGGAUAUUAUCUCUCUUAAGCCUUGCACUAAUCUAAUUGAACAGUAAAAAAAUGAGCAGGACUUCCAGGACUAUCUGAACAGUUUUGUUAUCUGUCGUGAUUGCUUGUUUACUGAAAAGUUUCAAGUUUUGACUUCACGAGAGAUGUAAAUUUGGUCCGACUGACUGACACACUGGAUCGAGUGGGUUCUGGUUUAGGGGGUUGUCUAGACGGUGGUGGGCCAGUACCCCCCGUCGCUCCCCAGCCCCCAGGAUUGUCUCCUCUGCAUCAAGAAGUUAAUAAUCCCAAAAAACAGGCUGUAGUUGACAGAUUACGCAGACGUAUCGAGUCAUACAGGCGUCGCCAGACCGACUGUAUGCCACGAUUCGAUCAGUCCUUCACAGGACUGUGUGAACAGAACCUGCAGGACACCCUGCAGCUAAAACAACGCUACCUGGACGCCAAGGCGAAGAGGCCUCCAAAGGCCAAGGACAAGAAGCAGGCGGAUCAGGGGGGUAACCAGCAACAGCAGCAGGCUGCCUCUAUCCAGAGCAGCGUGCACGUGCAGCAAAAAUUCCUGAAAAGACCAGCUGAGGACCUGGACCCCACCGGAGGUUCACAGGAUUCUUACGAACCCCCUGUGAAGCUCCAGUGCAAGACUCAACACGGGAAUCAGAAUGAAGGUAUCACGAAAUUCUCCCUGGAGAUCGUGCAACAGCUGGAGUUUACCACCUCGGCAGCGAGCUCCAACCCCCAAAUCUCCGCCAAUGUCACAGUCAAGGCGCAUACUAACACGUCCGUCAAGACGGACGUGUCCUCCCCCAACCCCUCAAACCCCUCUACCCCCUCCAACAUGCAGCAACAGCAGCAACAACAACAGCAACAGCAGGCCAAGCAGAACAUCGGUCUUGAUGUUGGUACUUUCGUUGAGUGCGUCAAACAGGAGCCGGACAACGACUUCGCCGACCUGGACCAGUGCGCCGCGGCGCUCGAGAAGGACGCCGCGGCCAACGGAGGCGCCGCCUUCGGCAACUUCUCCGACCUCAUCGGCGACGACAGCCACGACGAGAUAAUCAACUCUGACGCAUUCAACGACAUCAUCUCCGACAUCAGCAACUUCCCCGAGCUGAUGAAGGACUUUGACUUCGACGAGAACAAGCCCGACACCGGCGUCAACGGCCUGAAGGUCGAAGACGUCAAGGACGCGCACUCCCAGCAGCAACAGCAGCCUCCCUCCGAGCCCCCCAAGAGCAACACGCAGUCCCCCCUCGUCCAGGGUCAGAACUACUCCCCGUCGCCGGUGUUCGAGGGUCAGAACAAGAACCGGAUGGUGUAUCCGAACCUGGACUUCGCCAAGACGGAACUCAGCCCGGCCGCUCAGACGCUGAAGCAGAUGGCCGAGCAACACCAGCACAAGAACCAGAUGGGGCUGGCCUACAACCCCAACGGGAGGGUGGCGAACGCGAGGUCGCCGUACUCGGACUUCCAGUACGGCUCGGACUACGGCAGUCCGACCAACCCGCAGUUCAAGAACAGCCCCGCGUUCCCGCAGCAGGACCUCAUAAAACAGGAAAUGAUGUUCCAAGGCGGCGACUACGACGCGAUGAAGCGCAAGGGCCCCGCCAUGUACAAGCAGCAGUAUUCGCCGUACAGCAGCCCCAACCACGGCAGUCCGGGGUAUCUGCCGCGCACCAACAGCUCCACCAGCGCAGGAUCUGCAUCAGCUGGACCUUUUGGAGGUGGUACUCCACCUAGGCCGCCAAGUGGUCAUGGUGGUGGCGGUGGCCAAGGUACCACGCUCCAGAUCAAUCAGGCUCAGCAGAUGCACAUCAGCCAGCAGGGUCACGGUCACAACAUCCAGGUAUCAGCCGGCCAGCAUCUCCAGCUAAGCGGCGACCUCAAAGGCAACGUCUCCAUAGCAACCCACCAAGGCAUGAACUUCAGCCAACAACACCAAUCUCAAAACAAUCCCACGCCCCAACAGCAGCAGCAACAACAACAACAGCAGCAGCAGCAACAACAACAGCAACACCAACAACAACAAAAUCCCCAACAGAACCAGAUGCCCUCACAGGCGCAGUCUCAGAUGGGCGGUAACAACGCCCAGAACGCCCACGGCAAUGUAAAUAUGAACGGCCAGGGCGGUAUGAGCAAUCCCAUGAUGUCCAACGCCCAGCAGCAGCAGCAGAACGCCUCCGCCCAACAUAUGGGGUCCCAACAGGGGUCCAUGGGGAACCCCAUGGCCGGACUGCAGAGCAUGGGCGGGAUGCAGGGCCCAGGACCAGGUGGGUACAAUUUGAGGGAUAUGAAAACAGGUGGUUUUUCCAGAAGGUAUUUAGGCAAUAUGCAACCGGGCAUGCAGAAUCCUGGAGGAAUGUCUGCGGCAGGUAUGCAAGCAGGCUUGGGAGGUAUGGGCAAUAACAUGAUGGGUGGAUCUCAGAUGCAUCCAGGAUCCAUGGGAUCUAUGAACGACACUUAUUCCAUGUCUCAAAACCAGACCAUUAAUUUCACACAGCAGAGCUUGAGACAAAGAGGAAACGGAGUUCCAGUGAUGAACCCCAAUAUGGGCCCCAACCCCGGCAUGAACCCAAUGAACACCCAGAUGGCCGGCAGGAUGAUGAGUCAGCAGCAGCAGAUCGCCAUGGAACAACAGCAGAAGCUGCUGCAACAACAGCAGAUGUUCCGGAAUCAACAGCAACAGCAGGCCGCUGCUGCUGCUAUGCAACAGCAACAAUUGGCCAGACCACCACCACCAGAUUACAAGACAAGUGCUGGAAUGAUGCAGCCUAGAUUUAGCGCUGGAAUGAGAAGGAUGCCUCACCAGCCUAUACCGCCAUCUGGUCCCAUGAUGAGGCCGCAUAACGUGUACAUGCUGCAACAGCAGCAGCAGCAACAACAGCAACAGCAUCAACAACAGCAUUUAGCUUCGAGGAACAUGUACCCAAGGCAGCAAAACCCCAUGAACAGCCCGAUUGACAGCAUGCAGCAGAAGCCUGAGUGGCGACAUCUGCUGCUACAACAGCAACAAAACCAAAGUUUCAACAACCAAAUCAGGACGAAUUUCCAACACGGUUUUGGGAUGAAUCCGGGCAACAGCAUGCAGCAGAUGACGGCGCUGCAGCAUCAACAGAUGCGGAUGCAGCACAGCAUGAGCUCGGGUGGAAUGGGUCCGGGUAAUCAGCAGUCGAUGGGCCCUGUCAUGAACCAAGGACCGGGAGGUGGAGGGCCUUUGGGACAGAUGAGUAGUAUGAACCAGCAGCAGUUGCAGUUGUUACAGCAACAGAACAUGAUGCAACAGCAACAAAACACACAGAUGUCCAUGUCAAACCUACACAUGCAACAGAAUCAAUCGAUAACCAUGAACCAGUUGCAGCAGCAGCAACAAAACAUGAAUCAACUUGUAAAUAGCCCGGCGGCGAGCAGUAACGCGUUGAGCAACUUCAAUUCGGGCGCCUCCGACUUCAAUCUGGAAUUCCUGGACAACCUGCCCACCUCGGAUUCGGCCCCCUUCACAGAUCAGGAACUGCUGAACUCGUUCGACGCCGACUCGGGGUUCAACUUAGAUUUCUAGAGUAAUUUUUUUAUAUACUUUUGUUGAUAAUUUUUAUAAAAGAAUAUUAUAUAUUUUUGUAAAUAUUUAUACGUUCAUAGUUUAAUGUGGCUUCUGUUAAUGAUUUCGAGAAGAAUAUAUUUUUAAUAAUUCAGUACCAAUGGACAGUGUUGAAUUCGGAGGUUUUCUCUUUUCGAAUUGAAUUUUAGCUUUAAAACGACGGUGUUUUGAAUUUACAGGGUGUGCAACGAUUCGGUGAGCGCUGGGGGUUUCUCGAGAAAAAAAUCUUUAAGGAUCCUGAUUUCUUUUUUCGAUUGGUCUGGAGUUACAGGGUGUUUUUAAAAAAAAUGAGUAUUUCAUAACGGAUCAUAGAAAUUAAUUGCCGUUUUAAAGCCAUAAAGGACAGUUGGUGUUUUUUAAACAGGACACCCUAUAUAUGGCUUGAUUAUGAUCAUUCAAUUGACACAGAAUGAGCUGAAUCUGGAAAUGAAUGAAAAAUAUUUAUAUACAGGGUGUCCCAACUUUAAGUGACUAUUAGACGUUUCUGGAGAACAUAUCCUAUUU
Molecule: messenger RNA, 4708 nt
Organism: Harmonia axyridis
Lineage: Eukaryota; Metazoa; Arthropoda; Insecta; Coleoptera; Coccinellidae
Product: neurogenic protein mastermind-like
Exons: 12
Coding region: 971-4165 (1064 amino acids)
Biological process (GO): Notch signaling pathway; positive regulation of transcription by RNA polymerase II
Cellular component (GO): nuclear speck; mediator complex
Molecular function (GO): transcription coactivator activity
Source: RefSeq, a predicted model, not a curated record